Magallana angulata is the source of this 1993-nucleotide messenger RNA. RefSeq names its product ornithine aminotransferase, mitochondrial-like. The coding region runs from base 164 to 1447 and encodes 427 amino acids. Gene Ontology annotation, cellular component: cytoplasm. The transcript is spliced from 9 exons. The record is from RefSeq and is a predicted model, not a curated record. Lineage: Eukaryota; Metazoa; Mollusca; Bivalvia; Ostreida; Ostreidae. Gene Ontology annotation, molecular function: identical protein binding; L-ornithine transaminase activity; pyridoxal phosphate binding.
CAGAUCGAGUUUAGUGUGGAUGAUUUCCCCUCGCCGGUAUAAAUUAUAAAAGUGCCUUGUAGUGCAACAUAGAUUCACUCGGCGUGUAACUUUUAAAACGGAUAGAAAUUUAACCUUAAUUCUUUUCGUCAACAGCGAGAGAAAAACUUGAGCGAGAUCCAAGAUGUUCAGUAAAGUCCAGAGACAGGUGUGUCAGAAGCUGACCGGUCUACAGCAGCAUGCCAGGAGUGUGGCCAACAUCACCGCCAAGUCCCAGGCCGUGUUUGAUAGGGAGUCCAAGUACGGCGCCCACAACUACCACCCUCUACCUGUGGCUAUCUGCAAGGGAGAAGGCGUGUUUAUGUGGGAUGUGGAUGGCAACCGCUACUACGAUUUCCUCAGUGCUUACAGUGCAGUGAACCAGGGUCAUUCCCACCCCAAGAUCAUCAAAGCCCUGACUGAUCAGGCCUCUACGCUGGCCUUGACCUCCAGAGCCUUCUACAACAAUGUUCUGGGAGAGUACGAGGAAUAUGUCACUAAACUUUUUGGAUUUGAUAAGGUCCUCCCCAUGAACACAGGUGUGGAGGGUGGAGAAACUGCCAACAAACUUGCCAGAAAAUGGGCUUACAAUGUCAAAAAAAUCCCAAAGAACAAAGCUAAGAUUGUGUUCGCAGAGGGAAACUUCUGGGGUAGAACCCUAGCUGCAAUCUCUAGCUCCACCGAUCCUUCCAGCUACGAAGGCUUUGGCCCUUACAUGCCUGGCUACUCUCUUGUUCCAUACAAUGAUCUAGCAGCUUUGGAGAAAGAGUUGCAGGACCCUAACUGCGCCGCAUUCAUGGUUGAGCCUAUUCAGGGAGAGGCAGGUGUUGUGGUCCCCCAGGACGGUUACCUACGCAAAGUACGGGAACUGUGUACCAAGUACAAUGUACUGUGGAUAGCUGAUGAGGUCCAGACUGGACUGUGUAGAACUGGAAGAAUGUUGGCUGUAGACCACGAGGAUGUGAAACCAGACAUCCUUAUUCUGGGGAAAGCCCUGUCAGGAGGUAUCUACCCUGUGUCUGCAAUCCUGGCCAAUGACGAGGUAAUGCUGACCAUUAAACCAGGUGAGCACGGAUCUACUUAUGGAGGUAACCCCUUGGGAUGCAAGGUGGCCAUUGCAGCACUGGAGGUGCUUUUGGAGGAGAAAUUGGCAGACAAUGCUGAAAGGUUAGGGCAGGUUCUGAGGAGCGAGUUAUCAAAACUUCCAAAAGAUAAAGUCAAACUUGUCAGAGGAAAAGGAUUAUUGAACGCCAUCGUCAUCAAUGAUAAAUAUGAUGCUUGGGAGGUGUGUCUGAAGCUGAGAGACAAUGGGCUGCUGGCCAAGCCCACACAUGGGGACAUCAUCAGAUUUGCCCCGCCCCUCGUCAUCUCAGAACCACAGUUAAAUGAGUGCAUCAGCAUCAUCAAGAACACAAUAGAGAAGCUUUGAAUAAAAAGACACUAUAAGUGUGAAUUUCAUAUUGUGCAUAAUUCAAUUUAUGUCAGUUAGAAUAGGAUGCAUUGGAUUAUUGGUGCAACAUAAGAGUAAAAAAAAAUCCAAUUUGCAUUGGAAGCAAUUUUUAAUAAUCCUUUCUAACUACGUAUACAUGCAUCUUAUUUUCAAAAAAUUUUUGUUGUUGCACUUUCAUUGCUUGAUAUUUUUUAAGAAAUGUAACACGAUUCUAAUUGCUUUUGAAUUCCAUAAUAGUAUUUUUAUUUUGAUAAAAUCUAUUUGCUGUAUUUUUUGUGAUAGAUUGUCUGCCUCUUUACAUUGUUGUUACUUCUUUUUAGUGAAGUGACACUGUACAUAUUUGUACUUUAAAAAAAGAGGUAUAUAGCAGAAAUCUCAUUCUCUGAACUCAAGUUGUUUAAUUAUUUUAAGUGCUACACUGUUUUGAUAUAGAUCUGAAGUUGUUGUCGGAGAUUUAUCAGCAAGAUAUACUUGCUUUUGAUAUUCAUUGUGAAAUCUCAAAUAAAUACCAAUUUCACUUUUGAA